AAUUAAAAAAAAAAAAAAUUAUUUUCCUGCGAUCCAAAUAUUGCAUGAAUCUCAACUAUAUCUUGACCUGCUUGGAGACGUAAAGUAACAGUUAGAGGAGUCAUGUGAUUUUUCAAAACUCUUUUGAUUAAGCCAUCAGAAUUGAUUUUCUCAACUAUAUCUUGACCUGCUUGGUUCUUGUUAUUAAAAUCUCCAUAGAAAAUUCAACUUUCACUUCAUCCUCAAUUUCACUACGCUAUUCUACAAAAAAAAAUUUAAUACUUUAAAUCCAUAUUUAAUAUCCCUCACUCUCACAUACUUGGAUUCCAUCUUUUCAUUCGCACCAUAUUUAUUCAUCUUUGUAAUUUCAUAGAUUUUACAAUAAUCGAUUAUAACUUCGAAGAAAUAUUUACAUUAAUUAUAUUUUUUUCGAAUAAUAUUUAUGUUCUCGUCGUUGUUUUUGUAAAAUCUCUCCGGUGUCUGUUUGAUCUAUCUCUCGCUGUGUCGUUUGGUCCGAUUCGAAAUCUGUUUAGUGUCGUUUAGUUUCUCGAUAGUUCACUACUGAGAAAAAGAGAAACCGAGCGCGUCUCAACUUUCAGUCCUGGAAAAUUGAACCAGAAACCAAACAGCUUAUAGCUCCCCGCAGCGAGGGUUUGAUUUAGGGUUUUUUUCCCUCUGCAAAUGAUGCACGAAUCGAGGCUCUCCUCAGUUUCAGAUUAGACAUUUUCUUAACCUCAGUUUUAGUGAGGAUUUUUUUCGGCUUAGUGAAACUGUAGUUAGCAGAGCAAUCUAGCUAUGAAAAUAUAUACACUGAAAAUAGCGUAACCAAGAAUGCCGAGCAUCCCUUUAGUGGCUCGUGAAACUUCAUCCUAUACAAGAAGCACGGAUCAGAUGUGCUGUGAAGAUGAUUCUCUGCAUUUGUCUGCAGAAGAGGAAAUUGCUGCUGAAGAGAGUCUUUCCAUAUAUUGCAAGCCCGUGGAACUCUACAACAUCCUCCAGCGUCGCGCUUUAAGAAAUCCAUCAUUUCUACAAAGAUGUUUGAAUUACAAAAUACAAGCGAAGCACAAAAAGAGAAUACAAGUGACAAUUUCUCCCUUUAUGACUGCAAAUGGAAGUUCACCAUGUAGUUUGUUUCCUUUGUACAUUUUAUUGGCUAGAGCAUUUUCUGACAUUGGGGUUGCAGAGUAUUCUGCAGUAUAUCGCUUUCGUCGAGCUUGUGUUUUGACCAAAUUCUCCGGAGCUGAUGGAAGUACCCCAGCUCAGGCAAAUUUUGUUUUCCCCGAGAUUAACAAGUUAGCAUUGGAUGCCAAAUCUGGUUCACUUGCUUUCUUGUUUGUUAGCUUUGCUGGAGCCCAAAGUCCUGUGCAUAGCAUUCAUUUGAGCAAAGGUCAUUUGGCAAAUUUUGGAGGAUGCUGCCUGUUAGGCACAAUACCACUGGAAUCACUCUAUAUGUCAUGGGAGAACUCUUCAAACUUGAGUUUAGGACAAAGGGGGGAGGUGAUAUCUCAGGUUGACAUGAAAUCAUGCUUCUUAAAGUUAAGUUGUUUCAAUGAUGACAAAUGCCUUUCAAUUCAAUUUCCAUAUAGUUCAGAAACUGUGAAUAUAUCACAACACAUUCAAGUCAAUAUUUCUGUAGAAGAGGUUGGGGCUAAGGAAAAAUCUCCAUAUCAUUCGUACACAUGUGGUGACAUGUCAUCUUCAUCAUUAUCUCAUAUUACUCGUAUUAUUCGGCUGAGGGCUGGAAAUGUCAUCUUCAACUAUAGGUAUUACAAUAAUAAGUUGCAAAAGACUGAAGUAACUGAAAAUUUUUCAUGCCCAUUCUGCUUGGUUAAAUGUGCAAGUUUUAAGGGUCUAAGAUAUCAUUUGCCUUCAUCACAUGAUCUCUUCAACUUUGAAUUUUGGGUAACUGAAGAGUUUCAAGCUGUAAAUAUAUCGGUGAAGACAGAUAUCUGGAGAUCUGAGAUUGUUGCUCAUGGUGUUGAUCCAAAACAACAAACAUUUUUCUUUUGCUCAAAGAAGCCAAAGCACAAAAUACACAAGAAGCUUGUUCAAAAUGCUAGGCAUGUACAUCCAUUCACCCUUGAAUCGAACAUGCGUCUGAGGGCCUCUUGUAUCCUCGAUAAGACUGAUGGCAGGAAGGAUUUCCCUAAUGCCAACAUUGGUGCUGUAGCAGGUACAGAACAUGUUCCUUGCAGCUUUGAUGAUGUUGGGGCUUCGGGAUCUGCAAUUCAAGCAUAUCCUGAUCCUGAUUGUGUUCAUUCGGCAUCUGGGAACAAUUUUUCACCCCCUGCCAUGUUGCAAUUUGCGAAGACAAGAAAAUUAUCUAUUGAACGGUCUGACCUGAGAAACCGCACCCUUCUUCACAAACGACAGUUCUUCCACUCACAUAGAGCCCAGCCAAUGACAAUUGAGCAAGUACUGUCAGAUCGGGAUAGUGAGGAUGAAGUCGAUGAUGAUGUUGCAGAUUUUGAAGAUAGAAGGAUGCUUGAUGAUUUUGUGGAUGUUACUAAAGACGAAAAGCAAAUGAUGCACUUAUGGAACUCCUUUGUGAGGAAGCAGCGAGUGUUGGCAGAUGGUCAUAUACCUUGGGCAUGUGAGGCAUUCUCGAGAUUACACGGGCAUGAUCUUGCCCGAGCCCCAGCGCUACUCUGAAUAAUUGCAUCCCUUAAACAGUAGCUCACUCUUGCAAACUGUAGAACCAUAUUCGCUUGCCGUUAUUGCACAGUUGGACUGUCAAGUUGAUGCACAUAUACAGGAAUGAAUGUUGAUUUUAAUGCUUGUUGCCAGCCCUUUCUCACCGCUGCUCAGCUCUAUUUCCUUCUUCUCUUUUAUAUGUUUGAUGUAUUUUAAUUUCUCCUAUUGAUUUUGCUUUCUUCUUGUUUAAUUUCCUGCUCAUCCAGCCCUAUAGUUAGAUCAACUACUCCUCUCCAGCUUCGUUAAUCCUCAUUUAGAUUAUUGCAAUCUUAUUGUUUGUGUCUGUAUCAAGUUGUGAAGAAAUUCACGCUCAAAAUCAAGAUCCCUAUCCCCCAUCUCGAUCAGUGUCUGUUUAUAUCAUAUUCUGCGUCUUUCAAAACCCCUUUGAAGAGUAGAUACACGUCUUAUCAACUCUAGAGGCUUUUACAUGCGCAUGCAAUUUGUACAAUCAACUCGUCCCUUGACCUUAUAAUAAGUUAAGAUUAAGAAAAAAGUUGACAGGUCGGUACCAAUGACUACAAUUAUUAUACGAGUUCGGUGAUUAUGCUUUUCCCUAAAAAUAUAUAAUUCAAAAAAUAUGUUGGAAUCAGUAGUAAAUUUCUAUUUUACCCACCUGGUAAAUAACUAAGAAUUGCAGACAAAAUAAAUGAUCAAUUUUACAAAUGAUCAUAAUUUAAGUCGAAUAAAAAAAGAAGAGCCUAUCGAGGGGGAGAGAAUAAUCCGGCAAAAAAUCGGUCUAUCUAAUACGACGAGGGCCAAAUCUGAACGCGUCUCGGAGCUCCAAGUCCCGAUGAAUGAUUCAUUAUAUGCGAUAAAGGGAAAUUUCUAGUGCCCGCAAGGAAAUUUCUUGAUUCUUGCAUGUACCUGUUCUCGCAUGUUUAAGACUAAACAAUCUCUCAAAUUUAAUAGAACUUUAUUCUAAAAACAUUAAAAAAAAACUAUCUUGAUCUGUACUAAAUAAUAAUGUUACCUUGCAAAUUUAAUAAGUAAUUGAACGUAUAAAAAUCCAAUACGGAUAAGAAUUAGCCUCUCGACCCCGAUAAGAUUUGACAACUUAAUUUGAUAUAGAAGAGACUAGAGCCGCUGAAGUAUAAAAGAAAACACAAGACGUCAUUUGUAGACGCCGCUGUCCUAUACUUAAAAAGGACACAGGACUAUUAGGACUAGGAAAAGUUAUUACACACAUGAUCCUAUAUUAAGAUCACUGUACCCUAGUGACAGGUGACUCUACCCAACUUUAAUUAAAAACUGAUCCUUCUGGGGCGAGAUAUUGAUCAUAUGUAAUACCCAAAUCAAUAGACUAUUACUACACAAAUCCAAGAAAUAAAAGACUUCAUUACAGAGACUCCAGACAAUAAAACAAAUAAAUUAUUUUAAAGCACAUACACAAAAAAAGGAAAAAAAAAAAAGCAACCCAAA
This is a messenger RNA of Manihot esculenta (cassava), 4092 nucleotides long. RefSeq names its product polycomb group protein EMBRYONIC FLOWER 2. The transcript is spliced from 21 exons. Gene Ontology annotation, cellular component: nucleus. NCBI's taxonomy places the organism in Eukaryota, Viridiplantae, Streptophyta, Magnoliopsida, Malpighiales, Euphorbiaceae. The record is from RefSeq and is a predicted model, not a curated record. Gene Ontology annotation, molecular function: chromatin DNA binding. Bases 811 to 2631 code for a protein of 606 amino acids.